AUGCUCAUCAAGUUCAUCCCCGAGGCCCCGCAGCCGACCGUCCUCUUCUCGCUCGCCUUCCCCGAGCUCGAGGAGCGCGGCGUGCAGAAGCCCCACGCGUGGAACAUCCAGCUGAGCGCGCUCUCGAACGAGGACCUCGAGGUCCCCAGCGACAGUCACGCGCUCGACAAGGCAGCCGGCAUCCCGAGCCUCCUGGAUGAGGUUCUGUUCGAUGUUCCCGCACGCGCGGUGUCGUGUCGCUACCAGGACGGCGCGGUCUUGCAGUGGCGGAUGGAGGGUGUUGAAUGCCUGCGCGCGCUCAGCAGGGUGCUGGAGGACGUCAACGAGUCCGCAGCGCAGCAGGAACGCGACGAGCAGCGCUCGAGGGCGGAGCAGAAGAAGGCGGCAGGUCAAGAGUCGCUCAACUCUCCGCCGGCGACAGCCAAGACGCACCGGCACAAGAAGCAGAGGUCGCUGCUUAUGUCCCUUGUUGCGUCCAUAGUUCCCCACCACUCUCAUAGUCGGUCCACCCCCUCAUCACCGACGACCCCGUCACUCCCUUCCACAUCUGAAGCCAGCACCCCGCAAGACGACUUCAUGCUCGCACUGCAGGCCUCGCAAACCGUCAAGCAGCCCGGCCUAUCCCCGCGAGCGCUUCGACGUCGCGCGCGCUCCACCCUCGUGGACGCUUUCCGCCGCUUUGUCCUUCCGGAGCUAUCCAGACGAUUUCCUGUCCAUGGGUACUACGUCUGGGUUUUGCAAAGCAUGCUUCGCCGCACCCUCGCGCGCAUGUCAGAGCUUGUCGACAUGUUCGGUGGCCGGGUGCCCGAUAUGCGCCCGGGUAUGCACUUCCUGCCCGACACGUCGGUCCCUUCGUCGAUCUUCUACUCCUCGGAUGAGGAGGAUGGGGACAACGAAUCGACAGAUGACGAGAGCUCCGUGCAUACACCAUCGUCCGCACACUUUGGCUCGAUCCCGGCUCGGCACCACCUAACGUCUACGUCCUCCUACCACACCUGCCGCUCAACAACGACGCUUCCUCCCGCGGAAGUCGCAGAGUACCGUGGCUUCUUUGAGCUGACGCGCCGCCUACGCUCUCUGCUUCUCGCCUGCCAUGUCCGCCAGGAGCAGAUGCAGAAUGAGCAGCGCCACCGCGAGGCCGUCCUCGAAGUCCGCUCACGGCGCCGCGCAUGGCUCAACCGCGCCCUCGUCCCCGGGCGUAUCGGUGCGAUCUCGCAAUCCGGCCUCGCGAUGCCCUUCCAGAGCUCGCGGCUCGCACAAGCAGUGUGGACGGCAGACGACUGGGAGUACGCGCCGGAUCCUCCCCGCGACGCGCUCGCGGAGCUGAUCGCGUGCGGCGAGGAUGUGAGCCGGCUGACGGCGGGGCUGCGGCGGACACGCUCGACCGCGAGCGACAUGCUGUUCCCCGUGUCGGAGGUCGACGGCGAGUGCGAGGACGAGGACGCGGCGGCGCGCGAGUUCGAGCUCGAGCUGGGCAUGGGCGACCUGUCGCUGACGGACGAGCCCGUGCCGGUGCCCUCGCUCGCGGAGGAGCGCGUGCCGUGGGCGGCUGGUGGGAGCGACUCGGACGAGGAGCCCGUGGCGCUGCAGGCGCCGCCUCUGGUCCCGCGGCGGCGCACGCGCAGUAUGCACCAGCAGCGGAUGGACGUGAAGACGCCCGCGCAGCUGGGGAUCGUGCAGCCGUCGGCGGGUGUGACCGAGUUCGGUGCGCUCAAGCCGCUGUCGCAGGUGGAGAGGGUGCUUGGGGAGGAGGACGAGUUCACGCUGGGGAUGGACGUGCCGGUGUCGGUGGGGCGAUAG
Molecule: messenger RNA, 1800 nt
Organism: Schizophyllum commune H4-8
Lineage: Eukaryota; Fungi; Basidiomycota; Agaricomycetes; Agaricales; Schizophyllaceae
Exons: 2
Coding region: 1-1800 (599 amino acids)
Source: RefSeq, a predicted model, not a curated record